This is a messenger RNA of Emericellopsis cladophorae, 1014 nucleotides long. RefSeq names its product Autophagy-related protein-like protein. The record is from RefSeq and is a predicted model, not a curated record. Gene Ontology annotation, biological process: autophagosome assembly. NCBI's taxonomy places the organism in Eukaryota, Fungi, Ascomycota, Sordariomycetes, Hypocreales, Bionectriaceae. The transcript is spliced from 4 exons. Gene Ontology annotation, cellular component: phagophore assembly site. Bases 1 to 1014 code for a protein of 337 amino acids.
AUGGGCGAGUCCGAAUACACUGUCUACAUCCGGGUGCCGAUACCCCGCGGCGACUUCGUUGACCCGCCAUCCGUGAGCGACACCUUGCUGGCAUCACAGGUAACAAAGCUAAUCGCCAGCCGCUUCAAUGUCCCCGUCGACUUUAUCCUUAAGCAGGUUGCAUACCUCACCGAACGACAUACAUCGCAGGUCCGCGCGCAACUGCUCAAGGCCACGGCUGCUGCCCGCGGAGGGAAUGCAUCUACCAGCACGGCUGUUCUAAGAGAUGCCGGGGAGGCUUCGUCGCUCCAGCUGGGCAGCUCGACGCGAACUGGCACGGCAAGUCGCCAAGCAGACCAUGUUCUUCGGAAGAGGCUCUCCUCGCUCCCUAUAGACUCAACACCUCAAUCACCGCCUGCAGAGGUCAGCCCUCCCAGUGACAAUGAUCAGCGACUGUCUCCGGGUCCGGCCGAGUCGAGUUCAGGCUCCUCGGAGGACGAAUCAUAUCCUGCACAGUCCCGGAUCAUUCGCCGACCGCCAAGAUACCAGCAAAAGGCUUCGAAUGUGUACGACGACGAGGACGACGAAUCCGAGCCGGCUUUCCAGCCCUAUCAGCCUCCAGCCGGCGGCAAUGACAGAUCGGGCCAGAGCAUGACAUCAACACUGAGGGACGAAGUGCGCCCAUCCGGAGCAAGGCGGGUAGGCAAGGCUGCACAGCGCCCACAUCACUCGCAAACAUCGGAUUCCGACACCAAUCUGCCGACGCCAGCGCGCAGACCAGCACGCUCUUCGGAGCAGAGGACGCCAGGCCCACUGUCGCCCCGACGAACGACAGAGCUGUCCGGUCGGAGCCCAAUCGCAAAGUCACGAGAAGGGAGUGAUGGGACCCCAACGCUGACCUCUCAACUAGAUGCUUCGGUAACUCAAUCCGCGCUGGAGGAAGCGCUGGCCAGUCACAUGGGACGUCCUGGCUCAAGCAGUCGCUUCAGCAUUAGCCAGGCUUUCCGAAGCCGAUACAACCAGGGCGGGAACUAA